Molecule: messenger RNA, 2501 nt
Organism: Daphnia pulicaria
Lineage: Eukaryota; Metazoa; Arthropoda; Branchiopoda; Diplostraca; Daphniidae
Product: calphotin-like
Exons: 3
Coding region: 1003-2271 (422 amino acids)
Source: RefSeq, a predicted model, not a curated record
UUGACCGUUCAUUUGUUAGUGACCUGCUGUCUAUUAAGAAUGCAGCCAUUAUUACCAUUCAAUACAAUAAGAGUGGUUGGGAGAAAUCGGACCAGAUAACUGGUCAGGUUUUGUUUUUUUCUGUUACACAAUUCCGCACGAGUAGAACAAUGCAAUUGCAACGGUUUUUUUCUUUGGAAACUUGUCGUUCAAUCAGAAGCUGCAGACAUGAACAUACCGCAAUUAUAGACGAGUAUAUCUGAGACAGGUAUAUAUCAAAUCCAGACAAAAGAAAGGGAAACCCGUAUUAUUAUUAUUAUUAUGACUGUCAAAUAACCAAUUGGGGUUUAUCCGGUCUUAUUAUCGCAACCUGCUUAUCACGCUGAGGAGUAAAAGCAGUCAAACGUACUGCUUGCACUUUUUCACGAUUAGAAUUGUUAACUCAACGCAUGUGUAUAGUCUGCCUGGGUGAAAGUUUCAACUCCAAUAUUUCAUUUUCUAUUUCUGCCUUAGACGAAAGAUGCGCUAUAUGGAAAGAGGUUACUUAAAUAAUGUUACAGCUAAUAAGUUGAGAUAAUAAGAUACACAAAUGACCAAUAUUACAUGGGAACACAGGAAACGUGAAAGGAGUCGGACAAACUUUUUCCCAUCAGAGACGGUCCAGGAACUAUAGUUGAAACGAUAUGGGAAGUCAUCCGGUUUCUUCCUCAGUUUAGAAAACCUUAUCUGUUACUUUCCGUUUCCGCGUGUUCAAUCAAUUCAAAUGUAAGCAAGUUUGCAAGUUUUCUCCGAUGGCGACUUGGUUUCACUUGUUCCUUAUUAAUUGCCAGGAAACGUUUUCCCUUCUUUGCUGCCGCAUCACGCUUUUUAGACUUGAGUGGUUUAUAAAAGGAUAAUUUCCCAGAGCAAAUGUUGACAUAACUUAUCAGCUCUUAGUCCCGGACGCAGCACAUUUUUUCAGUUCGAUCGUGAAAACAGUUGAAAUAUUCCCACAUCAUCACUUGUGAUUGAACUAUAGCAGCAAUGCUGAUCAUUUUGAGGAAUGCGAUGCUCGUCGUGAUUUUCGGAGCGAUGUCGUCCGUCCAGUAUAAUCACAUGGCUGCCCCCUGGCAAGAUUUGGAGUUGGCUGAAGCCAAAUACCAGGUGUCGUCUGUGCCCCGCGGAGUUACUUACGGAAAAGUGAAGAGUAGUUAUGGCGUCCCUAGCAAGUCAUACGGCAGCGGAUACAUUGGCCAAGGCUACGGAAUUCCGAAAGGAGUUCCGCUAUUUCGAUGGGAUGCUACUCAUCCGAAAGGCAAAGGAGCUCAUCACGGUAAACACGGACAUCCCGGUAAAGGUGGGCAUCAUCACCACCCCCACCAUCACCACGGCAAAGGAGUUGUGUACAUCAUUAAACCAGCCUACGUUAAACCCGCCUACGUUAAACCGGCCUACGUCAAACCAGCGUACGUCCAUCCCGUAAGUACGGCACCCAUCAGCAGCGGUUACGGGUCCAGUCAGGGAACAACUGGUGGUACUACUACUCAUUCCGGAUACAGUGUCUCCAGCGGCGUCUUUAGCAGCACUAACACAGGACAGGCCAGCGCCUACGGUUUGACCAACAAGAAGCCUUUCACCGCGUUCAAACCGUUCAAGGGAAAAGGUAGUCAAACUCCGUUGCCCGUAAGCGAAGAGAAAGGUGUUGUCGGUUCGCCGGCCAUAGAAGAAAAACCUGCCACCGGUGGCGAGCUGGUCACGCCGGCCGUUGUGGCUCCGGCCCCCGAGAUUGUUGCUCCACCUGCCGAGGUCGUUGCCCCCGUUGCCGUUAUUGCUCCACCUGCCCCGGAAGUUGUUCCAGCGGAAGAACCGCUGUCGGCUGAAGUUGUUGAUGGAGCGGCAGAGCCUCUGUCUGCCGAAGAAGUCGAACCUGUUUCCGGUGAAGUUGAAGCGCAGGUGGUGGAUGAACCAGAGCUGGUUCCCGAAGUAGUUGCUCCCGAAGUAGUUGCUCCUGAAGUGGUUGCUCCUGAAGUAGUUGCUCCUGAACUAGUUGCUCCCGAAGUAGUUGCUCAUCCAGUUGAUGAACCGGAGAUUGACGUGAUUGAGGCGAUUGUCGAGAUCGUUGAAAGCGCCACAGAAAUUGCCAAUGCUCCUGAUGGGGAGGUGGAAAGUGCCACGGAAGUUGGCGGAAAGGAUCAACAAGGAGAGGAGAAUGAAAUCAAAGAAGGUAAAGAAGAAGAGGAAACGAAAGCUGGAGAAAACGGAGCCAAUAGUGAAGAAGAAGGAGGUAACAAUAACAACAGCGAUGAACGUUAAAGAGCAAAGUGUGUCAUCUCCUUGAAGCUGUGAUGGUGUUGUUAUCUCAAAGCUGAAGGCCUCAAACAAGUCAGUUUGUUUUGGCGGUUGCAUAACAAAAGUAUGAAACUCAAGUGCGUUACUAACCUUUUAUUCACAUUAUGUUAAAUGUCUCAAUUCAAUAUCUCCAAUCUCACAUGGGUUGUACCCACGAGAUCAAAAUAAUAAUACACACAUCUUUUCAUGUUUAA